Messenger RNA from Esox lucius (northern pike), 1938 nucleotides. RefSeq names its product zinc finger, FYVE domain containing 21 (gene zfyve21). The record is from RefSeq and is a predicted model, not a curated record. Gene Ontology annotation, molecular function: metal ion binding. The transcript is spliced from 8 exons. The coding region runs from base 105 to 839 and encodes 244 amino acids. NCBI's taxonomy places the organism in Eukaryota, Metazoa, Chordata, Actinopteri, Esociformes, Esocidae.
CAUGACAACAAUGAUAUACAAGCAUUUCUAUUGGACGCAGCUAUGUCAAUCAAUUUGAUAGGCGUAUUUUUGGAGUAUGGGCAAACAAGUGAGGUUGUGGAAAAAUGUCUUCAGUGCCUGACGGCAAAAAAUUAGUCCGGAGUCCUAGUGGACUUCGAAUGGUCCCGGAGAAUGGAGCGUUCAACAGCCCUUUUUCGUUAUGUGAACCUCAGUGGGUCCCGGACAAAGAGUGUCCUAGCUGUAUGCAGUGUAACAAGAAAUUUGACUUCCUUACAAGAAAGCACCACUGCCGGAGAUGUGGCCGGUGUUUUUGUGAUAAAUGCUGCAGUACAAAGGUGGCCUUGCCCCGGAUGUGCUUUGUUGACCCGGUCCGGCAGUGUGGAGAGUGCAGCCGGAUCUCCCAGAAGGAAGUGGAGUUCUAUGACAAACAGCUCAAAGUGCUCAUGGGAGGUGGUACAUUUAUUGUCACCUCAGGCACCUCAGAGAAGUCUGAGACCAUGAUCUGUCGUCUCUCCAACAACCACAGGUACCUGUUCUUAGAUGGGGAGAGCCAUUUCGAGGUUGAGCUUACUCGGAUCUCAAGUAUGCAGGUUUUGACUGACGGGUCCGCUCCUGAAGAGAAUGACAUUCAAUCUUACACCAGUCUACUGGACAGUCAGUAUAUCUCUGAAGGUGGUAACUCCAGGGCCAGUGGCAUGUUGCUCCACUACAAACGAAUGGGCUCACUGGACCCCCAGCAGCUACGCAUGGAGGCAGGUGAUGACAAGAAAACUGCCUCCUCAUGGCUGGCUGCCAUGCACAAGGCUGCCAAACUGCUAUAUGAAGCUCGGGAUCAGUGAUGCCUUGCUAAGAUGCCUAGAGAGUCAGAGAGAUAGCACAGACCAAGUGUUUUCCUUCCUAUCCUUAAGUCUCACGUUGCUUUCGGCUUCAAGAGUUGGCAGAUUUGGAUCCUUAGCUCUUCCUUAGGGAUUCCCCAGGUUAACUGAUUCUAGUGAAUUAUUCACUGCGCCAACUAUAUGUAUUCAGGUGGUUAAAUGUAGUCCCAUACAUUACAUUUUUGUAUACACUUUUAAAUAUUCCUAUUUUAACACAAAAUUCAGUGUUAUUACUUGUAUUUUUUACUGCUGAAGUAUGUGCUAUAGUUUUUGUAGCACUUGUAUACAUUGUUUUUUCUUGCACUACGAAAUGACUUAAACAUUUGUUCUGAUUUUGGAUGGCGUUGGUUUUUCUAUACAUGCUUUGCACAGCCACAACCCCAACAAACUAGACCUCAAUGUAAGGAUACAAUAUAAUGUUUAUUGCAACAGUUACUCUUUUUUGUUGCCUUGAACUCAACUCAUUAUGUUCCGCAUACCAAAUAAAAUUGUUUUUCUGUAUUUAAUUUUAAAUCAUAUGUAGAAGUUGGGUAAUAGUCCAUGGUUUUACCUUUUGUGUAUUACUCAUAUAAGUAGGCUACAUUCUUGAAUCAAUUGUAUUCAUUGGUAAGAAGCAUGUUAAAAUGGCGUGCUGGAUGUGUUUGUGAUGCAUUAUGUGUCAAGAAAUGGCAUAACUAUGGUUAUUCUUUGUUAGGACGUUUGCUAUUCCUUAGUUGGUUGAAGUUCAUUAAACCUAGUACAUCCUUGCUACAUGGUUCAAAAAUGUUUGAUCUGCAGGUCUGUUUCAGUGCCCUGAAGGUAUAGCUAUUCUGUUGCUGCAUGAUAUGGUGGCAUUUGCAAUGACUCGAUUUUUCUGUCAUCUACUACAUUGAGUUUAAAUUGGUCCUUUUGCAGUAGAUGACACUGAAUUAUGAAAUACCACUGCGCUUUAUGAUCUACCUUUUCAUAAUCACUGUCCUAAUAGUUAAUCUGUUACAGUUAUUCAUUUGAUGUAAAUAAACAAGCAAUCCACAUGUAUAAAACAUUAACUCAAUAAAUGAAAGUGUUUGUAAUUGUCUUUUCA